UAGCAAAGAAAAAAAAAGGUCACGUACACUACAAUUCAGCCCAAACAUCUCGUAUGCCAACAAGCACAAGACUAUCCGACGAGCAAUUACCAACCUAUCGUUUAUCCAAAAAAAAACAAGAAAACCCAUCAAAAAUCAAAAAUCAAAAACCAUAAACCCCCCUGUCUCAUCUCCCCCUCCACCAAGGUCCCAAGUCCCCCAACAUUUUUCAUAAAUAGCCUCUCCCAUCCUUCCAUAUCUAACAACGACACCCUCGGAGCUUUUCUCCUCCGCCCCCUCGUGUUCUCUCAGAAUUCGCGAAUCAAUCCCCGCCGAUCCCCUUCCCAUCAGGGAGGCUUUUCCCGCCAGGAUGGCCUCCGGUCCAGGAAGGGCCCGAGGCGGCAUCCGAAUCCAAGAACCGGGCGAUAGGCACCGCGAUGAGUCCAACGCCGGCGCCGCCGCCGCCGCUGCGGAGGCGCUUCCAACCGCUCCGCCCUCCGACGGUUCCCAAGAACGGUCCCAUGGUCCCUCGCGAGCCCAAGGCGGGAGCCCCUCUGCUGCCGCCGCCGCACGGAAGGGGAAGGGGGUCUUGGCUCCAUCCCCGCUGCCUUCCCCGACGCGCUCCGAGGGCACCAACUCCCCGGCAUCGUCCGACAUCGUCCUCGACAAGGGAGCCGGAGAGUCGAGCUCCGCCAACACGCUACCGGACGGCGACAGGAGGUUGGGGGUGUCGUGGAAGAAGCCACUAGUGGUGGCGACGAUGGAGGUGCCGAAGGUGACAAGGCCUAUGGAUGUGAAGUCGGGGCUCGACAACUUGUCGCUGGAGCAGCAAUGGGCCCUGGCGGAGGACAUGGAAAUGCAACAGUGGCAACUGGCGCAGCAGAGGAAAUCUCUCUGGAGCAAAUUCAAAGGUGGCAUGGCAAACGUGCUUUUGGAGAGGAUAGGAAGGCAAAUGUACAACUCCAAUCCAGAUUCUACAGUAAUCGUACCCCAUGUGAAUCAUCAGACAAUUCCUACGACCGGGAUCAUUGAGCAUUACAACCUCAUCGAAAUGGCUGCUGGACGAGGAGAAAUAUUUCAUUCAAAUGCACUGAACCUUCGUCGUGCCUAUUCUGAAUUUAGGCCAGUGCAUGGAGAUGGAGAGUGUUUCUACAGGAGCUUCAUAUUUUCCUACUUCGAGCAAGUUCUCGAUAGGCAGGAUACACACGAGGAACACCGUCUUCUUGCUGCUGUUAAAGGAGUGGCCAGGCAUCAUGCACGGCUUGGGUGGACCUCUGAAUUUUCCUCGAGAUACAAAGAUAUGCACAUUGUUUCACAUUAGUGGCAUAUUGGCAUGCCAUCACAAUUUUACCUCUUGACAUGGAUUCAAUUUUUUUUUCGAGAACAUGUGUGGCAUGUAUUUCAUUAAGUAGAAAAGGAUAGUUCAAGUACAACCCACGGUAAUUCAAAGAUUACCGAAAACAACAAACACAACUUGAAAUUACAGUUAUAGUAAUACAUGUUGAAAUAAGAUCACUUUCAUAUAACAGCACUGAUGGGUAAUAUUUACAGUUAUAGUAAUAAAUAACUCAUGCUUCUACUUCCACGAGAUAAUGCACCCAAAGCUGCUUUGUGUGGUCAUCUGAUUCAAUCACAAAUGUUUUCUUUCAUGCUUCUCUAUUAAAACAUUUUUCUUAAGUAUUUAUCUUGUAAUCUGUGCUCUGACUGAAGGUUCUCAGACAAGUGUUAUUCUGAUCAUACUUGUUCAUACCUUUGUUAUAAAUGGUCAGUAUUUUGUAAGCUAUUGCAGUAUAUAGUAAUGAUCUGAUUCUUUCAGGCAUUUAAGGCACUGAUAAAGAAAGUAAUGAGAUGGAAAAGACACAACAGAUGGAAGAAUGUACCAACAACCGACAGCUACAGCAAACAGAAACUUCUCAAGUUCUUCAGCUGUUAUGGCAGGACAGACGACAUUUUUGCUUUCCUCAGAUUGGUAGCAGCUAUCUGGAUAUGUUCGCACAGUGAAGAGUUUGAACCACUUAUACCUGAGCUGAAUGAAUAUGGCACUCUCAGAGAAUGGUGCCUUCAUGAAGUUAUCAGGUAUAAGGUUUUCACAGAUCAUGUUCAGAUGACAGCAUUAGUCACCGCGCUUGGGGUGCCGCUGCGAGUGGAGUACCUCUUACAAGGAGAUGGUCAAGACCUCUACACUCCCCAGAAGGAUUCCCAAGACGAUAUGCCAAGAAGUACAUGUUGGCCUGGUCAUCGUCAUCAACUACCCCAUGCUCAUGUAGUCCCCCAUGUGACCGUGCUCUACACAAACAUUCACUAUGACAUCAUUUACCCCCACCGUCGAGAUGGUGCUGUCUGUAGUCAGCAGACUGAGCAGGUACAGCGGCCAACUGCUGAGAGUUCAGGUCAACAAAUUGCCCAGAGAGAUAGCUGCAGUGGUGGGAGUUCAAGUCAACAAAUUGCCCAGAGAGAUAGCUGCAGUGGUGAGAUUUCAAGUCAAAAUAUUGCCCAGAAGGAGAUCUCCACUGGUGAGAAUCCAGAUCAACAUGCAGGGCUAAAGUUAACUUCUACUGGUGCCCAUGAGUAUGAUGAGCAUAAGAGCAUUGCUGAGUGAAGUGGAUAGAGAAUUAGGCAUACACUGACGAGAUAGAUAAUAUUUUGGACUUUUUUUCUUACGUUGGUACAAACUGCUGGUGCAAAUUGGAUGAUUAGUUGGUCAGUUAGUCUGAUAUGUUGAUUCAUUUGCAAAUUGUUAUCAAAUCUCUGAAAUAUCCUCAUAAUACUUUGGUGUAUAUAGAAGGAAAAUCAUUCUUGUGCA
Molecule: messenger RNA, 2782 nt
Organism: Sorghum bicolor (sorghum)
Lineage: Eukaryota; Viridiplantae; Streptophyta; Magnoliopsida; Poales; Poaceae
Exons: 9
Coding region: 350-1300 (316 amino acids)
Biological process (GO): protein K48-linked deubiquitination
Cellular component (GO): nucleus
Molecular function (GO): ubiquitin binding; cysteine-type deubiquitinase activity
Source: RefSeq, a predicted model, not a curated record